Molecule: messenger RNA, 2889 nt
Organism: Cladophialophora carrionii CBS 160.54
Lineage: Eukaryota; Fungi; Ascomycota; Eurotiomycetes; Chaetothyriales; Herpotrichiellaceae
Exons: 1
Coding region: 1-2889 (962 amino acids)
Molecular function (GO): protein binding
Source: RefSeq, a predicted model, not a curated record
AUGGAUCCCUUCGACCAAAACCACUUUGACCAGCCGCGCCCGCCGUGUCCCCCGCCGUCGACGACGCCCUUCCGUUUGGAUGAAGGCUUCUCCGAAGACUCGGCCAGCCCGGACGAGCAUGGGCGCAUGUUCGCGGCCACGGCGGCCCGCUUUCAAGAAUGGGUCCUGGCACAGAAUGAAGACGCGCGCGCCGAGAUUGCAUACGAGAUCCUGCGCACGCUGCGAACAUCUCACAUAUCAGGCGUGGUCGACCGACUAACGCCUCUGCUGCACAUGGAUCCGAUGGAGAAGCUCCCGCAGGAAAUCACUUUGCAGAUAUUCGCCUACCUGGACGCGGAGACGCUGUUGGCAGCCUCACUAGCUUCAAAGACGUGGCAAACGCGGAUCAUGGACACCAUGCUGUGGCAGGAACUGUACAGGUUGGAAGGCUGGGGCUUGAACGAGAAAGAAAUCAGAAAAUUUGAAAGUUCACGCAUGUCAGCCGGGCGUCAACAGUUAAAGAAGGCCAGAGCGCCGCCCCAUGGUCAACCCUCCCUGAAAAAGAGAGUGACGUCCGACUGGUUCGAGAGACGACAGGCGAUUCUGGCUGAAGCCUCAACCCCUGUCCCGGCCGACGUCGAUCAAUGGCGGGAACAGCACGGUCCCAUUGAAGUAGACACCGACAUGCAGUCCGAGACCGACGACUUGGAGAUGCAAGAUGCACUGGCAAGAAUCCAGAACUCUCCCUCGCGGCCGAACAAGAGGCAAAGCCAAGAGGACGACGAAGACAUGGACUACUCUGGUGACACCGAAGGCGAAGUCAGCUCGAGUAAAAGAGCAUCUCGCAUUCCCGAUCAUCCCUUCAAGACGCGACUCGUCGUUUAUGACAGCAACGGAGAGAAGAAGCUGAACUGGGUCCAUCUCUACAGGCAACGGCAGAGGCUGGAACAGAAUUGGAUCAAAGGCCGAUAUUCCACGUUCCAGCUACCCGAUCCCAGCUACCCCCACGAAGGUCACACGGAAUGCGUCUACACUAUCCAGUUCUUUGGCAAGUGGCUGGUCAGUGGCAGUCGGGACAAGACUCUCCGUGUCUGGGACCUCGAAACUCGCCGCUUGAGAGGGAAACCGUUGACCGGCCACUAUCAGUCUGUGCUCUGCCUGCAGUUUGAUCCCACGGAGAAGGAGGAUGUCAUCAUCUCGGGAAGCAGCGACGCAAGUGUCAUCAUUUGGCGGUUUUCCACCGGGCAGAAGAUACACGAAAUCCCAUCUGCGCACGAAGAGUCUGUCCUCAAUCUCCGCUUCGACCAACGCUACCUCGUUACCUGCUCCAAAGACCGACGCAUCAAGGUCUGGAGUAGAAAACACAUGGUUGCUACGGACCAGGACUAUCCCGAGGUCAAACCGGGCGGUCAUGUUCGCGUGCCUGUAUACAUUGUCAACACGGCGGAAAUGGGGCCAUCGCGCCUGGAAGCCGGAAUUGCCAAUGGGGAGAUACAGGCUAUAAAGCCGUACAUGCUUCUGCUGACGCUGGAAGGUCACAGUGCAGCCGUCAACGCCAUACAGAUCAACGGUGAUCUCAUCGUCUCCGCCUCUGGUGAUAGAUACAUCAAAGUGUGGAAUGCCAAGACCGGAAAGCUGCUCAGGACGUUACAAGGGCAUCAGAAGGGCAUUGCCUGCGUGGAGUUCGACAGCAAGCGAAUUGUCAGCGGGAGUAGUGAUAACACAGUGAGAAUAUAUGACCCGGUGACAGGUUCUGAGGUAGCCGAGCUCAAGGGGCAUACAAACCUGGUGCGGACCGUGCAAGCCGGAUUUGGCGACCUGCCCGGGAGUAACGAGGAGGACGAGGCGAGGCGCGUCGAGAAGAGGUACCUGGACUACCUCCUUGCGAGUGGUGUCGUUCUCGAGCAUCGGGCGCUCCGGCAAGGUGCGAGAAUCAAUGUGGAGGGCACUUCGCGAUUCACCAUCGGCUCCAGAUUACCUCCGGGGGGCGGCGGCAGUAAAUGGGGUCGCAUCGUGUCGGGCUCAUACGAUGAAUCAAUCAUCAUCUGGCGGAAGAACGCCAAGGGCGAUUGGGUCAUGGGUCAAGUCCUGCGACAAGAGUCGCCGUCUCAACAGCCACAGCUGAAUCAUCGGCAGCAGUUACUGUACGACCGAGCGGCCGACACUGUCCGCACUGCUGCGGCUGUUCGCGCUGCUCCAGCGGCCCAGCAACCUCGACAGGCUCCGAUACUCCCCUCGACGGGCCACGAAAGUGCUGCUGGCAGCGUCCGUCCGGCCGUGAUGUCCGUCUCUCACAUCCUCCAACAAGCCGUGAACACAUCAUUUGGCAAUUUCGGUACUGGACUCGCGGACGUCACAGGCCUGGGUCGAGCACUCAACGGAUCUGUCGAGGUUGGUGGUCCGACGCGCAACAACAUCAACCUCACGGUACACGGCAACAGCGUCCAAUCAAUAGCUCAACAGGCCGCGGCACAAGCUCAGGCGGCCGUCACUCAGACAUUGGACAACUCUAUUUCGCAGUCACGCGCACGGCAGACGGGCAGUACACACGCCGGCUCGUCCACAAAUGGGCACCGUCGCACAAUCCCCCAUCAUCCUCAUGACGGACCAUUCGCCGCCACCUCAGCCGCCCAACAGCAACCAUCUCAACCGCAUCCGCGGCAACAACAGCAAGCGCGCGCGCCUUCCGAUCCCCUCUCUGCCGCGACCGCAGCAUCUCAGAACGGGCAACCCUCCGCCCAGCAUGCUGCACCCAGCGCGGCGGCCUCUUCGGUGUCAAGGGUAUUCAAGUUACAAUUCGACGCCAGGAGGAUUGUAUGCUGUUCACAGGACAGUCGGAUCGUCGGCUGGGACUUUGCCAACGGGGACGCCGACGUUAUCGAGGCGUGUCGCUUUUUCACGGGGCCUUAG